Messenger RNA from Aspergillus tanneri, 1032 nucleotides. RefSeq lists its product as uncharacterized. NCBI's taxonomy places the organism in Eukaryota, Fungi, Ascomycota, Eurotiomycetes, Eurotiales, Aspergillaceae. The coding region runs from base 1 to 1032 and encodes 343 amino acids. The record is from RefSeq and is a predicted model, not a curated record. The transcript has a single exon.
AUGAAACUAUGCGGCCUCUGGAUGAAGCACGUGGCACUUGGGCUGCUGUGUCUCUUCCUCCUGUCCGCAUUCCAAUCAGCCUCUGCUCUGCCGGGCCGUAGCAAAGGGAUUGGUAGUCAUCGCUCUGGCAGCGAUAAAGGGAGCCAUGGAAUAGGAGGUCUCCUUUCUGGCCAUGAUGACAAGAAGAACAAUGGCAAACCCGACGAAAAAAAGCACGGACUGGGCGACCUCUUUGGCCAUGGCGAUAAAAAUGGCGGCAAAGAUGAUCCAAAGGACCAUGACAAUGGCAAAACCGAUGAUAAAAAGCACGGACAGGGCGACAAAAACGGCGACAAAAAAGAUCCACAGAACCAUGACAAUGGCAAACCCGAUGAUAAAAAGCACGGACAGGACGAUAAAAAUGGCGGCAAAGGUGAUCCAAAGAACCAUGACAAUGGCAAACCCGGAGAUAAGAACCCUGGAAAAGACUCUAAACACGGAAAGGAUAAAUGUGAAAAAUCCAAGGGUGGUUCAUCCCGCGGCCGGAAACCUUCUCCGCGAGAUAUCACAGCCCGAGAUCUUGCCCUGCGCGCUGGAACCAUCUCGGUUGCCCAGGAUGACAUGAGAAAUUCCCCUGCGCAUGGCCAAACACUACAUACCGACAAACUGCGAACGUGUAUCGGCAUUGCUAUCACCGGAGAGGAAGGCAUUUUCCAGCACUGGCUGUUGCACGUAUCUGCCACGAGGGGUCAGGUUAAUGAUGCAAUCUCGAAGCUGAAGAAGGAUUGGGGCCUCAUGGGUCCUAAGAAGGAUGUGAAAAUCUACCUCAGCGCCCCGGAUCCUGAUCCCUGCAAAUCGGACCCCGCCGCCAGAGACCUGAUCGAGCAGAGUCAAAAAAUGGCCCAGCUUAUUGAGGAUGAGCUGAAAAGUCUCACCGGCAGUACCCCUCGUGUGAUCCAUCGUCCUGCCCGCGACAAACCCUCGGGACAUGAAGGGACUAUGGAGGUUGACGGAGAUGGUAAAGUGUAUGUGGAAGGCAGCAAAGUGAAUUAA